CGUGAAAAGAAGGAGCGGUGUGCGAGCAUCACGCACACAGCAGCGAGUGUGCGUGUGCGCGCCGAGAGGGACGGCCGACGAAAGAGCAGGACAGCGGCGCCAAUUACUAUCACCUGGCGGGCAGCUACCGCAUUACCCACUGCCGCCGCGCGCGCGACCACGCGCCCGCUGCACCACGCGGCUCGCUCCGCUCCUGUGACGCUCCGCUCUAUCCCGACUCUACACCGCAAUCGAUAUUCGCGGACUCGCGGCUACCCACUGUGCACCGUCGCGAGUGCAUCCCGUGCUACGCUCGCUGGUUCUCGCUCGUCUCGGGGAUGCACCGCAGCUACAUCGGCCCGCGUCCUGAAUAGUGCCAACGCGCGACAAACAUGCAACUGUGAAGUGUGUGCGGACAGUGACACAGACAUUAAACUAAUCGUGAUCGUUUACAAGUUUUCUGGCGACUUACACAGAACGAGAUGACUUCCCAGUUCGCCUUCAGAGGAUCUCCCCCCAAUCAGAGCACCAUCUCGACAGCCUCCAACAGUCCGCCGCCGGCGCAGGCGGGAAUGAGUGCGGGCGCGGGCGGCGCGAGUGCCGCGGCCCGGCCCAGCUCACCUGCCGCCGCAGCCCCUCGCUGCUGCGACACUGGCCGCCCUAUAUUCCAGGAUCCUAUCACCGGACAAACAGUCUGCUCGUGUCAAUACGAGUUUCUCAACUACCAGAGGCUCGCUUCCGGCGUGCCCCUGUCUAUGUACAGUGCCCCUUACUCUGACGCAGCGGCGGCUACAGCUGCUGGUAUGGCAGCGUAUUUUCCUGCUUUAGCAGCUGAUCAACCACCCUUUUAUACAAAUGCUGCUGCAGGAAUCGAACUCAAAGAAAACCUUGCCGCGAGUGCAGCUACUUGGCCAUACCCAACUGUUUAUCACCCCUAUGAUGCAGCCUUCGCCGGAUAUCCCUUCAACGGGUAUGGAAUGGACCUAAACGGUGCAAGAAGAAAAAACGCAACUAGAGAGACAACGAGCACUUUAAAAGCGUGGCUAAACGAGCACAAGAAGAACCCAUACCCAACGAAGGGCGAGAAGAUAAUGUUGGCGAUCAUCACCAAGAUGACGCUGACGCAGGUGUCAACGUGGUUCGCGAAUGCACGUCGCCGGCUCAAGAAGGAAAACAAGAUGACGUGGGAGCCGAGAAACAGGGUCGACGAUGAUGACAAUAAUAAUGACGAUGAUGACCAUAAAAGCAACGAUGGAAAAGAUGGAUUAGAUGGAAAAGACUCAGGAACCGGCUCUAGCGAAGACGGAGAUAGACCUCAACAAAGAUUAGAUAUGCUUGGGCAAAGGACAGAAUCAGAGUGGUCCGAAUCGCGCGCCGAUAGUGGUCCCGAAUCACCUGAACCUUAUGAAAGACCUAUUCACCCAGCUUAUCAGCAUUUACCUUCCCGUGCGCCACCCGGCAGCACUCCAGCCUCAGCAAAGCCCAGAAUAUGGUCACUAGCGGAUAUGGCAAGCAAAGAGGGCGAAGCUCCAGCGCCACCAUCACCGGCAUCCGCGUUUUACCAGUCAGCAGCCGCUGCCGCGGCAGCUCGCCUCGCUCACCCUUACAGCCGGCCUGAGUUAUACCGAGGCCUGUAUCCUCCGACUCACCCGGCGGACGUGGCCCUCCUCGAGUACUCUCGUUCGCUAGCACUUGCUGCACCUGCCCCUGCACCUCCAGCUCCCUCACCGUCCUCAUCGUCCACGUCGUCGCUGGCCGAGCCCCCUCCCCCACCUCGGGCCUGACCACAAGCCCCACGCCCGCCGUUGGCGCAUCGACAAUAAUUUCGAUCUCCCCUGAAAGUGCCGCGAGAGGGCACUCAGCCUGUAAAUAGCGAUAGACUAAUAUAAAUAUGUAUACAUACGUAUAAAUACGUGAUAAUAAUUAUUAUGCACCGGUAGAGAAGCUUAGAUUUGUGAUAGUGGACACAUGCGAGCGGUGUGCCACCUGCCACCGCCCGCGCCGUGAGGUUGACAACUCGCAAACGACGUCGACGCAGCGCCCGCGCCGACCGACCGACAAUACUAGGUGCUAUACAAGUUGGACCUUGCGACAUGUUGCUGUAGUUAUUAUUGGAGGUGGUUAAACGAAGUGAUUUCAUUCAAAAAUAGGUAUUAAUAUGUGUUAAGUUUCUUAUACAUAGAUAAACAACACUGUUUUAGAUUAUUAUUUGUAUGUAGUGUAAAUUAUUAUUUCAAAUAUUCUACUUUAUAUUUAGUGCCUAAUUACGUCCAGUGUUUUCUAUUGUUUGAUAGUUUCUUAAAAUAUCUAACAUUCGAAUUUUAAUAUUUAUUGAUACGAGGUCAGUAGUAUAACGAGUCGUUAAUAUAAGAUUUUUUUAUCUACAAUACUUAUAUCAAUAAUUUAUAUCAGAUUUGGUGAGGAUUUCAGAAAGUCUGUAUAGCUUUUUCUAGUCAAGAGACUAUGAUUGUCUGUGUUAAACAUAAAUGAAAUUACAUAACUAUGUCUAGUAAUCACCUUUAGUUACUAAUGAAUUCCCCUUUGGUAGGGCUGGCAUGAACAAGAAUUCGUCAUCAAUAUCUAAACAUUCUCAUGAAAUCACACAGGUUUCACUAGGUUUUGUUACGCCGCGGGCCAUGCUGUGAGGUGUAGCAGUCCCCGGUAUACUCGUAAAAUAUCCUAUUAUCUGUGUUAUAAUUAAUAGGUAAUAGGCACCUAAAGUUAGAAACUUUAAACCAUGUGGGACCAACGAAACGUGAAAUGCGGAAGAGAGUCGGGCUUCCUGCGAAAUUAAAAUAAUUAGAGUCCAAAUAAAAGUUGCUCGCUGCUAUAGUACAUAAUUGUAGGAAAUUUACUGUCACAAUUAAAAUAUCUAGCAUUGCUGUUAACUUUUGUUUGCGUAUGGCAGAACGUUAUAAAAGUUGAACAAACCAUGUUUGUGUUACAUACGCAUAACUAGGUGCCUAAUUUCCAUUUCAUGUUGUGCCAACUUUUUUUAUAUUAUUAUAUUACUUAAAUUAUCUUAAUUAAUUUGAUCGUUACUUACAUUUAUGCAUUUAUAUUAAUUUCCGUGAUGUAUUUAAUGUAACAAAGAGCCGUAGUUAAAAGUUUAGUUUUUAGAAUAGGUUAGCAAAAAUUAUUCUUUAACUUUUGACUAAAUGAAGGUGAUUUUUUGUUAGUUUUCUUGUUACAGAGUCGUAGUACUAACGGAACCGUGUCCGCUUACAACUGUAACAGCUUUUAAGUUAAUAAACGCGAGACCAUAUUAUCAUGCUUGUGUAUUACAUCACAAUCUAGACCCUCUUUUACAUAUCUCACUUACAAAACUGAUAUAAAAUGAACUGCAAAUAAUUGUCUUCUGCUAGUUAUUGUUAAUGUAGUUAUAUUUUCUUACACUGUUGCAAUCUGUCUGCAGCUUUGUGAACUUAAAGAUCUGAAUAAUAAAGUGUAAUUUAUUUUAUUUAAUACAUAGGUAUCUAUAACAUAUUGUUAUGGAAGUGAUCGCAUGGUCGCGUCGGUUCGUGAUCCCGCUAAAACCGUUCACACUUUGCCAAGUCCGACAUUCGUAGUUUUGUGCUGCCAGCCCUACUCGAAACGGAAAUUUAUCUCAUCUGUAGCAUUCACACAACAUUUGUCUUCGUAAAAAUUGUCAUAACUAAAUAAAAAUGGCCUUGUAUAAUUGUAAACGUUAAAAUAAUGUAAAUUCACAUCGUUUAUUUGUUUCUAUACAUUGUACCUAUAAUAUUUUUUUCAAUAUUGUAGAGACUGAAAGUCCAAAAUUGAGUCUAUAGUUUUGUACAUACGUCACUGUUGUAAGUAUAUAUUGUAAUAAUAACGUGAGUAUUUAAGAGAGGUAAAUGCAAUAAUUUUUCUGUAUUAGAAUUCCUUUUGAUGUAAAUAGGCACGGAUGGAAGACGUGAAUCUUCAAAGUAGUUAUAUAAACAACGAAAUGUAUAUUCGAUUGUAAACGAUAUACGAAUAUCUUAACGACAAUGUAUAUUUUCGUUAAACAACAUACUUACAUUUCCGAAUCCACAUUUAACUGUAUAAUAACUGUAGAGUCAGUGCCAUUCAGCGAACUGUAGAAUCAGAAACUGUUGUAACAUUACAUGGGUUUAGUUAAAACAAAAUAAGUGUUGAUAAAAUUAUUAAAUGUUGUCCAAUUUUGUUAGCUUCAAACGUCUUUUAACCGUUUUCCCAGAAAGGUGUGUGAAUAGAUGCAAUAAAAUUUAAUACAGAAAUA
Spodoptera litura is the source of this 4222-nucleotide messenger RNA. It is a transcript of the gene mirr, whose product is annotated as iroquois-class homeodomain protein mirror. Gene Ontology annotation, molecular function: DNA-binding transcription factor activity, RNA polymerase II-specific; RNA polymerase II cis-regulatory region sequence-specific DNA binding. The record is from RefSeq and is a predicted model, not a curated record. Gene Ontology annotation, biological process: regulation of transcription by RNA polymerase II; neuron differentiation; cell development. Lineage: Eukaryota; Metazoa; Arthropoda; Insecta; Lepidoptera; Noctuidae. Gene Ontology annotation, cellular component: nucleus.